AUGGUUUCUCUGCGGAAAUCCGCGCUGGUGUACGCCAGUUUGCUCUUUUCGCUUGUUCGCGGUUUUGAUCUAGAUGUCACUAGCAAGACCUCCAUCUGCAGCGGAGCCACAGACAUCACCAACGGUAUCAUGGACUACUAUGAAGGCUACAGAUAUGGUGGAACUGUGGGUGAGUUUCAGUCGCCUUAUUAUUGGUGGUUAGCGGGUGAAGUUUUUGGUGGUAUGAUUGAUACCUGGUAUUUUUGCCAAAACGACACUUACGAAGAGACCAUCUACAAUGCCCUGAUUGCUCAGAAAGGUGAUAAAAACAACUACAUCCCAUCCAACCAGUCCUUCACGGAAGGUAACGAUGAUCAAGGAUUUUGGGGGUUUGCCGUAAUGGGUGCGGUCGAGAGAAACUUCACCAAUCCAACUUCCGAUGAUGAUCCAUCUUGGCUAGAGCUUGCCCAAGCCGUCUACAACACCAUGUGGGCUAGGUGGGACAAUACCACAUGUGAUGGUGGACUUAGAUGGCAAAUCUUCACCUGGAACAACGGUUAUAACUAUAAGAAUACCAUUUCUAACGGAUGUCUUUUCCACAUGGCUGCUAGACUGGGAAGGUACCUCGAUAACGAUACCUAUGCCGACACCGCCUCUACCGUUUGGGAUUGGAUGGAGGAUGUUGGUUUUGUUGUUGAAAGCGGGGAUUCCAUAAGUGUUUACGAUGGUGCUGACAUCGUGGACGAUGAAUGUCCCACCGUCGGAGAGGACGAAUGGACUUACAACUACGGUAUCCUCAUUGCAGGUUGUUCCUACCUGUAUAACAUGACUGGAGAGUCCAAAUGGGAAGAUCGUGCCACCAGCUUGUUCAACGGAAUCUCGAUAUUUUUGAAGGAUAAUGUGAUGUAUGAACGGCAGUGUCAAGACUCUGGUACAUGUAACAACGAUCAAAGGUCCUUCAAGUCGAUCUUCUCUAGAUCGCUGGGUAUGACAGCAGUUUUGGUGCCUUCGCUUUACGAUAAAGUUUACGAAGUGUUGACAGCCUCUGCCCAAGGUGCUGCCCAGUCAUGUUCAGGAGGUACGGAUAAUGUCACUUGUGGUCAGAAUUGGUCUCAUGACGGUUGGGAUGGUGUCUACGGUUUAGGAGAGCAAAUAUCUGCUCUGGAGUGUAUCCAGAAUCUUUUGAUUGACCAAAGACCUGGCCCUUACAAGGCAACCACCGGAGGCUCGUCUAAGAGUAAUCCAGAUGCCGGUCUGGGAACUUCCACUGACACCAACGCAAACGAAGUUGAUAUCGUGCGUAAGGACAAGGUGGGUGCGGGGAUACUAACCGCAGUGGUUCUGGUGGCAGUUGUCUCGACUGCUGUGUGGAUGGUUAUCUGA
Molecule: messenger RNA, 1362 nt
Organism: Kuraishia capsulata CBS 1993
Lineage: Eukaryota; Fungi; Ascomycota; Pichiomycetes; Pichiales; Pichiaceae
Exons: 1
Coding region: 1-1362 (453 amino acids)
Biological process (GO): carbohydrate catabolic process; budding cell bud growth; fungal-type cell wall biogenesis
Molecular function (GO): mannan endo-1,6-alpha-mannosidase activity
Source: RefSeq, a predicted model, not a curated record